Guyanagaster necrorhizus is the source of this 1036-nucleotide messenger RNA. Its product is annotated as ribosomal protein L10e. The coding region runs from base 57 to 707 and encodes 216 amino acids. Gene Ontology annotation, biological process: translation. Gene Ontology annotation, molecular function: structural constituent of ribosome. The transcript is spliced from 5 exons. Lineage: Eukaryota; Fungi; Basidiomycota; Agaricomycetes; Agaricales; Physalacriaceae. The record is from RefSeq and is a predicted model, not a curated record. Gene Ontology annotation, cellular component: ribosome.
GGGCGGCUGCACGCUCAUCUAUCCACCCCCAUCAACCGACAGACUCGAAAUCCAAGAUGGGUCGUCGACCAGCUCGCUGCUACCGCUACUGCAAGAACAAGCCAUACCCCAAGUCUAGGUACAAUCGUGGUGUCCCGGAUCCGAAGAUCCGUAUUUUCGACCUCGGCAGGAAGCGUGCCUCCGUUGAUGACUUUCCCUUCUGCUGCCACCUCGUCUCCGAUGAAUAUGAACAGCUCUCCUCGGAAGCCUUGGAAGCCGCCCGUAUUUGUGCCAAUAAGUACGUCACCAAGACCAGCGGAAAGGAUUCUUUUCAUCUCCGUGUCCGCGUGCACCCCUUCCAUGUCAUUCGGAUUAACAAGAUGUUGAGCUGUGCUGGUGCCGAUCGACUCCAAACUGGCAUGCGUGGUGCUUGGGGUAAGCCCUAUGGCACUGUUGCCCGGGUCAACAUCGGCCAGAUCAUUCUGUCCAUCCGGUGCAAGGACGCUAAUGCGCCUGUCAUUAUGGAAGCACUUCGCCGUGCUCGGUACAAGUUCCCUGGCCGCCAGAAGAUCAUUGUUUCUAAGAAGUGGGGUUUUACUAAUGUCGACAAGGCCGAUUACCUGAAGCUCAAGGCGGACAAGAAGGUGUUGCAGGAUGGUGCCUAUGUACAGUUCAUCAGGCCUAAGGGCCCUCUUGAGCAGAACCUGAAGAACCAGUUGAGGGCGUAAGUCUAGAUGUAUAUGUACGUGCAUACGCUAGUUCGGAGGUAAUCCAGUACCUAUUCCAUUUUGCAUUUCUUCGCCUGCUACUUGCCCUUAUAUUCACUGAUCCAUCUAUCUACACAUGGAUGGUCUCAGGGGAAAGGGGGCAUAUAUUAAUUUAAAGUGUAGUUAAGCUAUAUGUUUUCUGACAUUGACGAGUUGAACGCGUCUUUGUUUUGGCCACCUAUACACAUUUAACUGCAUUUCGAAUUGGACGCAAAAAAUAACAGGUUUUGAUUUCGAUUUUGAUUUCAGAGCUUACCUAAUUAUAAUAUGAUUUUCUGAUAUCAUCAUUU